This is a messenger RNA of Danio aesculapii, 1426 nucleotides long. It is a transcript of the gene mvb12a, whose product is annotated as multivesicular body subunit 12A. The coding region runs from base 91 to 915 and encodes 274 amino acids. NCBI's taxonomy places the organism in Eukaryota, Metazoa, Chordata, Actinopteri, Cypriniformes, Danionidae. The transcript is spliced from 10 exons. The record is from RefSeq and is a predicted model, not a curated record. Gene Ontology annotation, biological process: receptor catabolic process; endosome to lysosome transport via multivesicular body sorting pathway; virus maturation. Gene Ontology annotation, cellular component: ESCRT I complex; cytosol.
CAGUCUCUGAGCUCUUCCUGUUCUUUGCGGGAGUUGAGUUUAGUUUCGCUGUUUUGAAGAGAUUCUAAACUUCAUCACCAACAUCCGCAGAUGUCUGUGUGUGACUUGUCCAUCCGGCCGGUCAGUGCAGUGGCCUGGGCCUCCAACACCUCCACCUGCCCUGGGCACUUUACCCUGAUCGGUCAGACUGAAGACGGAGCGUCCGCUAACUUCAGCCGAGGGUUUGUGAAGUCGGGCUAUUUCCUGUGCUACAGUAAGGAUCUGUCUGGUGCGAUGGUUGUAGCAGAUGUGCAGGUGAUCACAGAUAAAGAGACCAUUCCUCACGGUUACUGCUACAUCCCGGAAUACCUGGAGCAGAAGGCAUCAGUGGGCAAGAAGAAGCGCGUGUGUGUGCGCAUUGUUCCUGUGGGCAGCGUCACCACAGCGGUUCUGGACCUCAAACUGACCACCAAACAUAAGAGUAUGGUGCAGCAGUACACCUGCCUGGGGGAUAUGAACGGUUUCGUGGUGUGGUGUUUGAAGGGCCCGUUCUCCCCUCCGGCUCCGCAGGCCAAACCGCGGCGGGUCAGUCUGGAUAUCCGCAGCCUCUCUCUGGAAGGACCCGCACCGCCACAGCCUCUUAAACCCAGUAAUCUUCCUGAAGCUCCACCGAAGAUCAGCCGGCGGCGCAGUAAACUGGAUCUGCCAGCAGGGGGAGUGUGUGACAGCAGCGUCUGCAGCAUCAGCGCGAUGGAUGGAGUUCCUUUCACUCUACACCCAAAGUUUGAGUCUCGGUCAUCCAGCACAAAGGUGUCUGGCAUCACGCUGAGCGACAUCCGCAUUAAAUCAGUGCAGGACAUCGAGAACGAGUAUAACUACACUUUCACAGUGGAGGAGCUGGCGGCCAAGAGGAUCCGUCCAUCACUGAGCGGCUGAAUCACCUUCAUCAUCAUCAUCAUCAGACUCUGACUGCUCAGACAUCUCCAUUACUGUGUGUGCAGAUCAGUCUCACACUACUAGGGUCUCUCUGUCUUUGUUUCUUCUCGGAGUUCUCUGAACAUAAAGGGUUUUCUGCAGUAAUACACACAUAUUAUACACGCACGUGUGUGUUUCUGAAUGUGUUGCAGCUUCAGGAGUUUCUGUCAGGUGAAUCAAAGAGCUCAGCGAGUCCGCUGGACUGGUUUAUAUGUGCAUGAUGUGCUGUUUCAUCAGGUUAUAUGUGUGUGUGUAUCUGUCAUGGGUGGAGGAGGUUAGUGUGUAAAGGGAAAUCAUUAAACCCUGACUAAAUGCCAAUCUAAAGUGAGUUUCUCUCUUGUAGAUAUUUUGAAGAAUGUUGAAAACCAGUAACCAUUAACUCCCAUAGUAAGAAAAAUAUAUAUACUAUGGAAGUCAGUGGUCAUCUUUAUUUACAUUUUUAAAACUAUCUCCUUUUGUGUUUAACAAAAAA